AUGACCAAUAACACAACAUCAAAUACAACCACUACAAUCAAUAAUUUAAGUGAAGAUGAUAGAGAAAUUUUAGCCAUUGAACUAUGCGAAGAGGCAAAUAAAUUAAUUAAAAAAUUAAAAGUACAAGAAGAUGAAAAUAUUUUAGAGGAAACCACAUCAAGCUUAUCAAACACAAAACUUAAUAGUGAAAAUACAGAUAAUGAUUCAAAAGAGGCUGAUGAUGAUGAAGAAGAGGAGUUUGAUGAAAAUAAAACAAUUGAACAAAUUACAGCUUUAUUUACAAAAGCUAUCGAAAUUGAUAUUACAUGUUUAGAUGCAUAUUUAGGUUUAGCAUAUAUCAAAGGUAUUGUCAAAGAUUAUGAAACUGCACAACAACUAUUAAUUAAAGCACAAGCUAUUGACCCAGAAGAUGAAAGAGUCUCUUUAAUGAAGCAAACCUUAGAACAAGAUCUAUUAAAUGACAAACAAGAUAAAGAAGAUGUUGAUUCAAUGCAAGAUGAUGAAUGUGUUUUAGAUACUGGUAAAUCAAGCCUUAAUGUACCUUUAAUUGUUAUUAAUGGUAAAGUUACUAAAAAGUUUAUUGUAAUUUUACGUGAAAUUUUUGAUAGAUUUGAUUUAAAUAAAGAUAAUUGUUUAAAUAAAAGAGAAAUGCAAUUAUAUUCAAAAGCAGUUAAUGGUCAAGAAAUGGAUCCACAUUCAUUACAAAGUAUUUUAUCUCAUUACGACUCUAAUAGAACCAAAGGCUUAACCUUUACCGGUUUUGUUGAACUUUAUGUAAAUCAAACUAUUGAAGACCCAUCAGAAACUAUAAAAGAUUUAAAUACUUUAGGUUAUAAUAAGAAUCUUGUUAAAAAAUAA
Dictyostelium purpureum is the source of this 858-nucleotide messenger RNA. RefSeq lists its product as uncharacterized. Gene Ontology annotation, molecular function: protein binding; calcium ion binding. The record is from RefSeq and is a predicted model, not a curated record. The transcript has 3 exons. Lineage: Eukaryota; Evosea; Eumycetozoa; Dictyosteliales; Dictyosteliaceae. The coding region runs from base 1 to 858 and encodes 285 amino acids.